This is a messenger RNA of Gongylonema pulchrum, 1806 nucleotides long. The record is from the annotation of a GenBank genome assembly. Lineage: Eukaryota; Metazoa; Nematoda; Chromadorea; Rhabditida; Gongylonematidae.
AUGAAGCGAUUCAUUCAACAAACAGGCAUACCUUACAUUUCGAUAAAAGAUCGACAGCAUAGCAUCAGUGAUGUUUCUGAAACGGGUAAACAAAAUAAUUCGUGUGAGGAAGAAGAAAUUUCGAAGAAAAUCCACGAGGAAUCGGAGACAGUUACUGAAAAAGAACAGGAAUGCGUAAGUAGAAGGGAUGAGGCGGAAAAUGCCGACUCAGCUGUUGGAGAGACGGAUAAACAAAAUAAUUCGUGUGAGGAAGAAGAAAUUUCAAAGAAAAUCCACGAAGAAUCUGAGACAAUUACUGAAAAAGAACAGGAAUGCUUAAGUAGAAGGGAUGAGGUAGAAAAAACCGACUCAGCGGUUGGAGAGGAAACAAGUCAAAGCAGCGAGAACGAUUACUCCUGUAGGUAUAAAGAAGAUGUUUCCAAAUGGCUCAAAUCUGUGAAUGCUUCGGGCCAAAACUCUGCAGAUGAGGAUUUAAUAAACAGCUGUUUUGGUGCGCCAUUAUCGCCCAGUUCUUCUAGUAGGCGAACAUCCGUAAGCUCACUGGACGGCCUUUUGAGCCCUAGACGUCGAAUAAAUAAAAGCGCUGAAGCAGAUGCGAAUACAAGUGACGCAGCGGCUACAAUUGGUGAAAUGGAUCUUUUUGGUGCACCUCUGUCACCAAGUCCGGCUCCAGAGAGCCCAGCACGCGAUACGAAAUCGUCUGGCAGUAUUACUACGUCAGAAGUAUCAGAAAUUCUCGUCGAGGAUCGUCCUGCCGUAUCCUGCUCUACAGAAAGCGUUUCAUUUGAAGCGAAUGUACGGUCGGCGUCGGACCAAAACUCUGCAGAUGAGGAUUUAAUAAACAGCUGUUUUGGUGCGCCAUUAUCGCCCAGUUCUUCUAGUAGGCGAACAUCCGUAAGCUCACUGGACGGCCUUUUGAGCCCUAGACGUCGAAUAAAUAAAAGCGCUGAAGCAGACGCGAAUACAAGUGACGCAGCGGCUAUGAUUGCUGAAACGGAUCUUUUUGGUGCACCAUUGUCACCAAGUCCGGCUCCGGAGAGUCCAGCACACGAUACGAAAUCAUCUGGCAGUAUUACUACGUCAGAAGUAUCAGAAAGUCUCGACGUGGAUCGUCUUGCCAUAUCCUGCUCUACAGAAAGCGUUUCAUUUGAAGCGAAUGUACAGUCGGAAAUAGGGGUUUCACAAAUUCCUACAGUUUCGAACACGUCGGAAGGACCUGCAGUUACGAAAAUUUCGAAAAAUUCUGCAGAUACGGGCAAGGCUUUGAAUCCGGCAGUUCUAGACAACUCAGAGAAAUCUGGGGUUCCAGGCACGGUGAAAGAUCUCGCAUUUUCGGAAACAUCAAGAGACCUUUCCGAUUCAGACACGUCAAAAGAAUCUGUGACGCCAUUUGCGUCGGAAGAUUAUUCAGCUUCGACUAAGUUGAAAAAUUUUGCGGUUUUGGAUGUGAGGAAAGGUAAAUUUUCGGACACACCCAAGAUUUCUACAGCUGCGGAAGUUCCAGAGGAUUUUGCAGCUCCGGACUUAUCGAAGAGUUGCUCUACAACUCUAGAUGUAUCACUGAAAGCAAAAUCUUCGGACAGCAGUGUGCAGCAUGUGAUAGCCACACCAGUUUCAACCGUAUCUUUAACUCAUUCAUUAAGUAUUGUAAUUCCCAGACCACGGCUAAGACGUAUCUCAAGAAGGCUUGAUUCUCAGAAUGACAGUGAAAGUGAUUCUGUGUGGCCAACAAGAUCAGAGUCGAGGAUACCAGCACAGGCGGAGCAGGUAACGGAGAUGUUGAAGAAAGAUGCCAAGCAAAUACAG